Vitis vinifera (wine grape) is the source of this 3748-nucleotide messenger RNA. RefSeq lists its product as uncharacterized. Gene Ontology annotation, cellular component: nucleus. Gene Ontology annotation, molecular function: zinc ion binding. The record is from RefSeq and is a predicted model, not a curated record. Bases 219 to 2969 code for a protein of 916 amino acids. NCBI's taxonomy places the organism in Eukaryota, Viridiplantae, Streptophyta, Magnoliopsida, Vitales, Vitaceae. The transcript has 6 exons.
CACCACCUUCCGCCUCCACAGAUUUUACAGAAACUGAGAUUUGAUUAUUUUGAUUUGGAAUUGGAACUGAGACUAGGGUUUCGAUUUUCUCUCUCAGGAUUUUACUCUAUCGUCCAAAUUCACGCGUGGACCUCUUCAAUCAAUCCAUUACAAAGAAGCUUUUGCAUUUCCAAACAUUCUAAAAGACUAUUUAUUUUCUCUGAAAUUGGGAGAGAACAAUGUCGGAAGAGGCUGAGAAAAGGCUUCAGUCAGUCAUGGCCAAGCUCUUCCAUCCCCCCAAGUCCAAACCCAACUCUCCCAGUGAUAGUUCAUCCGAUGGUCAAUCGUCAAAAGGCAAAAAGCGCCCAAAUCCAAUGUCUGCAUCCGCAAUUGAAUCAAAAUUAAGAAAGGAUAUUCAAAAGUCAACUACUCCAGUGCAGGCUCCAUUGUGCAGGCCAUGGGAUCGAGAAGAUCUCAUGAAGAGAUUAGCUACAUUCAAAUCUAUGACUUGGUUUGCUAAACCUAAGGUGAUAAGUGCUAUAAAUUGUGCCAGAAGAGGCUGGGUGAAUGUGGAAAUGGACAUCAUAGCCUGUGAAGCCUGUGGAGCACGUCUUCUCUUUUCUACUCCAUCAUCUUGGACACAGCAGCAAGUUGAGAAGGCAGCCUUGGUAUUCAGCUUAAAGCUGGAUAAUGGACACAAACUACUUUGCCCGUGGAUGGACAAUGCCUGCGAUGAGAUGCUAGCACAGUUUCCACCUGCAACAGUUCAAGAUUUAGUGGAUGGUUACAAAGAACGAUCUUCUGCUCUUUUGCAACUUGUAGCCCUUCCCUUGAUUUCAUCUGCAGCCAUUAAUUACAUGAGAAGUCCUCAGCUGGAGCAUUUUCUUAGACAAUCUGCAGUGUUGGAAUUUGGCAGUGUGUCUGCAGAUUCUUCUCAGACAGAAUAUCUUGGAAGUGAAUGUGAUGCAGUUUCUGCUAAUUUGUAUUUUCAGGCACAAAAGCUCAUAAGUUUAUGUGGUUGGAAGCCUCGCUCGCUGCCUUAUGUGGUUGACUCCAAGGAUCGGCAAUGUAAAUCUGCUAAAGAUGUCAAUCAUUUGGAUCUGUCUCGUAUAGUUGCUAAUAUGCAGACUCCUCCAAUUAGCGUCCACUCUUCUGCCACUGAUAAGAGUAUGCAAGCAAAUGAAGAUCCCAUGGCAUCUAGUGAACUACAGUCUGAGCAUUCUGUUGUUCUAGAAUGCAGCCUUUGUGGAGCCACCGUUGGAUUAUGGGCUUUCUCUACAGUUCAACGUCCAACAGAGUUUUUUAGAUUAGUUGGAAAUUCAGAAGUUACUGGUGAAAGCAAUGCUUUUCAUUGUAAAGGAACUGUCUUUUGCCCUGUCAGUGGUGCUCCUGGAAUUCAGGAUUCAGGAAAAGAAAACCAUGUCAACCGUACUGAAGCUGUCAUGAUCACUGAUGCAAAUGGUGCUAGAUCAUCAAAUGAAAGAUUGUUGAAUUUAAAUUUGACAAUUGCAGGGGGUCCUCCACCAACAGAGCAAAACUUCAGAGCAACAAUUUCCAUACCUGUUAUAGGUCAGAAUUUAAGGGCACGGUUUUCUUCUGAUCAUGAUUUUAGGGAUCGUAGCUGUGUUAAUCAAGAAAAUAGUCCAUCUGGUGCCAAUAAAAAGGGUUUAUUUCUGGAGGGAAAAAACCACACAGAAAACACAGUCACUCCACAAAUUGCCCAUCCAGAAUCUAUUGUCCUCCUAGAAAGCAAAAGACAUGGUGAUGGACAAUUUAAUGCUACAAGCAAUGAUCAAUCUCCAUGUUUGAAUAACAACAUCAGUGAGGAAGAUGAUGCAUUUAGAAACAGUAACAAUCACAUGUCAUUGGAAAGACCAAAUGUCAAUCAGCAGGGACUGGGUUUUCCUGAAACUGGUAUGCAUGAUUCUAUUUUCAAAGUUCAAACGCAAGAUGUAGUACAAAGUUCUGGUCAAAAUAGCAAGUUGGCUGAGAGUGCAGAUAAUGUCAGGACAGUUAACCCAACAGUAACUGAGAGUGUAGAUAAUGUCGGGACAGUUAACCCAACAGCAACUGAGAGUGUAGAUAAUGUCGGGACAGUUAACCCAACAGCAACUGAGAGUGUAGAUAAUGUCGGGACAGUUGACCCAACAGCAACUGAGAGUGUAGAUAAUGUCGGGACAGUUGACCCAACAGCAACUGAGAGUGUAGAUAAUGUCGGGACAGUUAACCCAACAGCAACUGAGAGUGCAGAUAAUGUUGGGGCAGUUAACCCAACAACAACUGGGAGUGCAGAUAAUGUUGGAGCAGUUAACCCAGCAGCAACUGAGAGUGCAGAUAAUGAAGUUAGAGAUUCUUGCAUGACAAGUGCAGAUGCUAAUAUGACAACUAGAAAUGCAGAAAUCAGUGAGGAUGAUUCAUUAAUGGUGGUUGGGGCUGAUGAUUGCAAUCUUCAGCAGAUUCAUGGAACUGAUAGUGCCUGUAACAUACACAUAAGAGGAGGAGCCAAAUAUUCUGAGGUCCAAAACAUUUUAAGCACUCAACCAAAUAGCCAGGGUGACGAUUGGGUCAAAGACAGAGGACAGAUUCCUGUAAAUAACGAAGCUGUAGCCUGUGGCAUAGCAAAUGAUCUGAAGCAACAACCAAUAGAUAAAGCCAUGGAGUUUGAUCCAAUCUGGCAGCACAGACACUUUUGCCCAUGGAUUGCAGCAGCAGGCGGUGCUGCACCUGGAUGGCAACAAACUCUCUCUGCUUUACAACAGCAGAAAGAUUUUUCUCAUCCUUCACCCUCGAACAUGAUCAAGGUAUUUCAAAACUUCAAUACCAUUGUUAGGGCAGUAAAGCACAUAUCCGUCUUGUGGUAUCACAUGGACCAAGGAAUAACAACAGGGUUGAACCAAUUGGGUGGUAAAGUGCAUAUACAUCUUGUGGUAUCACAUGGACUUAGGAAUAACAGUAGCGUCGAACCAGUCCCACCUAGCAUGAUCCUGUAGGAACCUAUCCUGCCCUAAUCUUGCUGUCUCUAAGAUAGGUAUUUAAUACAAACACAUCUCACAUUUGUGUUGAGUUUGGAGUACUUGUCUAUAGUAUUGAAGUGUAACACACUCAGUGAGCGACUUUUCAUGAAUAUUAGAUACAACAAUGAUGAUGAUGUUAAGUAAAAAUAUUUCUAAUUAGUCCUGGGGUUUGAAAUUUUGGCUUAGCACUCCUGUCCAAAUUUUAAGUAUAUUAAAUCUGAACUGUUACCUUUUUUGGAUAGGCAAAUCAAAGUAAAUAAUAUUAAUAGAGUGCCUAACCAAGUAAAUAUAUUCAUGAUUUGAAUUAUUAUUGCCUGCAUGUCCACCCAGGCAAACCCACUCACUCCAUAUUUCAGUGAGAACCUCCACAUAUUCUAGUCUUUUGUCUCUGUUUAUUGUAGUGUCAUCUUAAAGUGAAAUCCUUUUUCUCUGUAUACUUCUGCACAGGUGGAUGAUCCCAUUGCUUCAGUUAGAAAGAUUUUCAUGUCGUCAUCAGAAAAAAGAAUGAAGCGCACUCAUGGAUCGACCUAAAGCGCUGUAUGCUGAGUUGUUGAAUUUGCUGUGUCCAAAAGAGGUCCUCAAACAUCCCGAUUUCGCCAGUUUUGGUAGGAUGCUUAGGUACUGGAGACAAAUGUAUUUCCAUAGGCAUGCUGCUAUCCCUUUCUGAAGUCCAUAAAAUGUUAGCAAACCUGUGGUAGUAGCAGCUUUGUAAUUACUGCCAAACUAGUUGAGAAUUAAGAUGCAUUUUCUCUACA